This is a messenger RNA of Aspergillus campestris IBT 28561, 813 nucleotides long. RefSeq names its product cell wall manno protein MnpA. The coding region runs from base 1 to 813 and encodes 270 amino acids. Lineage: Eukaryota; Fungi; Ascomycota; Eurotiomycetes; Eurotiales; Aspergillaceae. The record is from RefSeq and is a predicted model, not a curated record. The transcript has a single exon. Gene Ontology annotation, cellular component: extracellular region.
AUGAAGUUCACUGCCCUCUUCACCCUGGGCCUGGCCACCUCGGCCAUCGCCACCCCUUCCCUCGUCCAGCGUGACGGCAAGGAAGUCCAAAGCCUGAUCAAGGACAUCUCCGCCAAGACCGAGGCCCUCGACUCGGCCAUCUCCAGCUACAACGGCGGCGACGCCUCCAAGGUCCAGUCCGCCUCGGAGGAGCUCAUCUCCGUGACCACCAAGGGCACCGAGACCGUCAAGGCCGGCGACGACCUGACCAGCAGCGACGCCCUGGGCCUGACCUCCCCCAUCCAGGACCUGACCGACAAGAUCGAGACCGCCGUCGACAACCUCAUCAGCAAGAAGUCCAAGUUCGAGGCCGCCGGCGCCGCCGGUGAGAUCAAGGCCGCCCUGUCCGAGCAGUUCGACGCCGCCAAGGGCCUCGCCGAGGCCCUCUCCGCCAAGGUCCCCGAGGCCCUGAGCGACAUCGCCGACGAGCUCUCCGCCGGCAUCACCAAGGCCCUCCAGAAGGGUGUGGACGCCUACAAGGACGCCAAGGACGGCGGCAACGGCGGCGGCGACAAGCCCGAGCCCACCGAGAAGCCCGAGCCCACCGGCGGCAACGGCGGUGACGACAAGCCCGAGCCCACCGGUGGCAACGGCGGCAGCACCACCUCCGCCCCCGUCAUCCCCGGCCCCACUGCCGCCCCGACUGCUUCCUCCUCCGGCGUGCCCGCCCCCACCGGCUCGGCCGCUCCCCCCGUCUUCACCGGCGCUGCCAGCCGCGCCGGCUUCUCCUUCGGUGGUGCCGCCGUCGCCGCUGCCAUCGCCAUCGCUAUCUAA